This is a messenger RNA of Amborella trichopoda, 625 nucleotides long. RefSeq names its product ATP synthase epsilon chain. Gene Ontology annotation, cellular component: mitochondrial inner membrane. Gene Ontology annotation, molecular function: proton-transporting ATP synthase activity, rotational mechanism. Lineage: Eukaryota; Viridiplantae; Streptophyta; Magnoliopsida; Amborellales; Amborellaceae. Gene Ontology annotation, biological process: proton motive force-driven mitochondrial ATP synthesis. The record is from RefSeq and is a predicted model, not a curated record.
UAAAUCACAUAACGAGUUCAAUCCCGCGAUCGCAGCCGUCCAUAGUCCCACAUACAAACAACCUAUCGAGGAACAAACUCCAUCUCCGUUGCAGAGCUAUUACUAUUUCUACUUUGAGAGGAGAUAAAUUAAGGUUUGGUUCUCCAUUUUCAUAGCAGACAAACCCUAGAAACAAUGGCAUCUUCUGGUGGAGCUGUUCCUUUUUGGAGAGCGGCAGGUAUGACAUAUGUUAGAUAUUCAAACAUUUGUGCUUCGCUAGUUCGUCAGUGCCUCAAAGAGCCGUACAGAAGUGAAUCCCUUUCUCGAGAGAAGGUCCAUUUCUCUGUUUCAAAGUGGGUUGAUGGCAAGCCCGAGAAGCCAGUUGUUCGCGAGGACUCUGCUGAAUGAAAUUAUUGAUGUGGAAAGCAAUCAAUAAGGUGAUGCAUUUGUUGUCGAUGAUUGCUUCACUGUUUGACUGCAUGGGUUUGCUUGCAUUUGUAAGGGAUUUAUUUAGAUGUUUUUAUUUUCAAUUAAAAUUUAGUAAUUUUGGAUGAUGCAUAAGGAGCACUAUUUUGAAUAAAGUUAGACACUCUUUAUUUGUCAGAACUGAUGACAACCGCGAUGAGAACUUUGUUUCUUAUUUUCA